GACAUAUUUCGACAUCGUUUUCCGAAGUUUUAUGGCGGUGGAGACAGGAGAACAUUCUUCUCCAAACAUAAAUACAUAAAAUGAAAGUUAAAUAACAUUAAAUCUGAUAAUAAUACAGACUCAAAAGUUAACUUUCCAUUCAUAAUUUAAGAUAAGAGUGAUUAGAAAUAAGUGUUUAAGACAUAGGUAUCAGUGUAAUUGACUAACCAGUGCAAAACAAACUUCAAAAUGGAUCAAAUGCUACCGAGUCCAUACAAUAUCCCUGGUAUAGAUACUCCGUUGCAUCAACCAGAGGAGGAUCAACAAAUUUUGCCAAAUGCUAUGCAACAGCAGCAUCAGCACCAACAGCAGCAACAACAACAUGCCCUUGCCGCCAUGGGUUCGUCUCCGCUGGUCGGUUUUGGCGCCUCACUAAUGGGGACUCCUCAGAGAUCAGUCCAUACAUACGCGCCAGCUGCCAGCUAUGCUACACCCCAACAAAUGAUGCAGCCACAAACACCACAAAACUUAAUGUCACCUAUGAUAACAAGUGGUAGCUUGGCUGGUCAACAAAUGUUAAGUCAGGCAAGUCCAGCACCAAUGACUCCCAUGACACCUCACUCUGCUGACCCUGGCAUUGUACCACAGUUACAAAAUAUUGUCUCCACCGUGAACCUCAAUUGUAAACUAGACCUAAAAAAAAUUGCCCUACAUGCCAGAAAUGCGGAAUAUAACCCAAAGAGAUUUGCUGCAGUUAUUAUGAGAAUAAGAGAACCUAGAACUACAGCACUGAUAUUUUCAUCAGGAAAGAUGGUUUGCACAGGUGCUAAAAGUGAAGAAGAUUCACGUCUAGCUGCUAGAAAAUAUGCUAGAAUUAUUCAGAAACUAGGCUUUACAGCUAAGUUUCUAGACUUUAAGAUCCAGAAUAUGGUGGGAAGUUGUGACGUUAAGUUUCCAAUUCGCCUUGAAGGCUUAGUACUGACUCAUGGACAGUUCAGUUCAUAUGAACCUGAAUUAUUUCCUGGACUUAUUUAUAGAAUGGUUAAACCUAGAAUAGUAUUAUUGAUUUUUGUGUCUGGUAAGGUUGUGUUAACUGGAGCUAAAGUAAGAGAAGAAAUAUAUGAAGCAUUUGAUAACAUUUACCCAAUAUUGAAGAGCUUUAAAAAGCAAUAAGUGUGAAUGUUUGAGUACUUUAAUUAAAAUAAAUGUUGAUCUAUUUUACAGAUUUAAAA
This is a messenger RNA of Spodoptera frugiperda (fall armyworm), 1211 nucleotides long. RefSeq names its product TATA-box-binding protein-like (gene Tbp). The record is from RefSeq and is a predicted model, not a curated record. Gene Ontology annotation, molecular function: DNA binding; RNA polymerase II general transcription initiation factor activity. Gene Ontology annotation, biological process: DNA-templated transcription initiation. The transcript has 4 exons. The coding region runs from base 229 to 1152 and encodes 307 amino acids. NCBI's taxonomy places the organism in Eukaryota, Metazoa, Arthropoda, Insecta, Lepidoptera, Noctuidae.